CUAGACGAUAACGUUGCGCAACUAAUUGGUAUUUUACGUUUCAGACGGAAAUUGUUCCCGACAAAUAUAAGGUUGACGUACGCGGUCGUGAGUAGAACUCUUCUAACGCUCGACUGGGAUCGAGAACGGUACAUCCCUAGUUCUCGUCACUGAUUAGUUUGAUGUGAGAACAUUUAGACUUCAGCUACUCAACAUUGUGCGAUGAAACCUACAGCGUUGUUAAUUUUGUUAAUCGCGAUAUACAGUGCGGAAUGUUCCAAGAUAUUGGUGGUGUUCCCUAUGCCAGCAUCCAGCCACUACAUUCUAGGAAAUGCACUGGCUCGCGGGCUAGCGGAAGCAGGACAUGACGUCACGAUGAUCAGUUCGUUCGAGGAAAGAAAUCCACCCAAGAAUGGGAGUUACCGAGAUGUGGUUCUUACCGGAUUCUUAGAAGAAAAAGACAAGAAUAGCAAUUUUAAUUUUUUCGACUUAGAGAGUAUGAAUCCUUUUUUUAACAUUCCAUUUAUGAACUUUGUCGGAAAUAAAGCUACCAGUAAGACCUUGGAACAUCCGAACCUAAAAAAGUUACUAAAUUCAAAUGAACACUUCGACGCGGUCAUCAUAGAGCAGUUCAACGAUGAUGCUCUCAAAGUGCUGGCUUACCACUACAAAGCACCCUUGAUUUUGUUCAGCACCAUCACGGUUAACGCUUGGGUGAAUUUCUUGGUUGGUAACCCUGCACCACCAUCAUAUAUUCCCGAGAUUUUCCUGAGUUAUACCAGCCAAAUGACCUUCAGACAGAGACUAGUUAACUGGUUGUUCUUCAUAUCUUCAGAACUCAAUCGACAACUGUUUUUCUUUCCGGCCCAGAACAAAAUGAUGAAGGAACACUUCCCUGAUGCACCAGAUUUGAGUAUUCUUAACUAUAACGCUUCUUUAGUUCUCGUAAAUUCUCAUGAGAGCAUCAACCAACCUGUUCCUCACGUACCUAACAUGAUAGAUAUAGGAGGCUUCCACGUGAGUGCUACUAAAGAGCUUCCGAAGGAUUUGAAAGAUUUUAUGGACAAUGCUAAAGAAGGCGUUGUGUAUUUUAGUAUGGGGUCGAACAUAAAACCAUCACAAAUGAGUGACGAGAAAAGGACCGCUAUUCUCAACGCUCUGGGGAAGAUUAAGCAGAAGGUGCUGUGGAAAUGGAACGAAGAUACUCUACCUGGAAAACCAAGCAAUGUCAGGCUGUCCAAAUGGUUUCCUCAACAAGAUAUACUGGCUCAUCCAAAUACCAAGCUAUUCGUAACACAUGGAGGACUUUUGAGCACUAUUGAAACUAUUUAUCAUGGCGUCCCAAUUCUAGCUCUUCCGAUUUUUGGAGAUCAAAAGAUGAACGCAGCAAGAGCUGAGACGAAUGGAUACGGCUUUAGUUUAGCCUUUUCAGAAAUUACAGAAGAAAAACUAACCAAAUAUUUAAAUUUACUUCUAAAUGACCCCCAAUAUAGAGACAAUGCUAAACAAAGGUCCAUAUUAAUGCACGAUCGGCCAAUGAAGCCUAUAGAUCUGGCAGUCUAUUGGACUGAGUUUGUAAUACGACACAAGGGGGCGCCUCAUUUGAGAGUAGCAGGGGUGGAUUUACCAUUGUACAAAUAUUUAUUGUUAGAUGUAAUUUCCUUUAUUGUAUUAGUUAGUGCUGCCUUUAUAUUUUUAAUUUAUUUUAUUGUUAAGAAAAUAUGCUGUGGAAGGAGAAAGAGUGAGGAUAAGUUAAAAAAGAAUUAGUGAAAUUGUGGUGUGAAUGCUGUUUUUUUAUUGUGACUAUUAUUGUUAAAAUAUCAUUGUUAUUAUUUUUAUAGUGUACAAAUAAUAAUAAGUUUUACAUUAAAAUUAUUAUUUUAUACUAAUGUUUUAAAAAAACUUAUCACAACAAUCGAAGAGUAUAUGCAAACGCAGUGGCAUGUUUAGUAAGUUUACCAUAAGAGUGAAAGUUAAUAAUUAGUCUAGAAAACUUUAAAUACCCAAGUGUUGAUAGUAUUCUUAAGACAUGCAACAUUUAUACUUUUUUUUGUACCAAAUAAAUGCCGUUUCAUAAC
This is a messenger RNA of Anoplophora glabripennis (Asian longhorned beetle), 2057 nucleotides long. Its product is annotated as UDP-glucuronosyltransferase 1-8. Lineage: Eukaryota; Metazoa; Arthropoda; Insecta; Coleoptera; Cerambycidae. The record is from RefSeq and is a predicted model, not a curated record. Gene Ontology annotation, molecular function: UDP-glycosyltransferase activity. The transcript is spliced from 4 exons. Bases 202 to 1746 code for a protein of 514 amino acids.